Lactuca virosa is the source of this 678-nucleotide messenger RNA. The record is from the annotation of a GenBank genome assembly. NCBI's taxonomy places the organism in Eukaryota, Viridiplantae, Streptophyta, Magnoliopsida, Asterales, Asteraceae.
AUGUCUAAGAAGGUGGAUAAAGCUUUUAAAAAGCAUGGAAAUCUGAAAUUAAUAGAGUUCUAUGGAUUGAAGGUGAAAGAGUUAUGUUCUGUAUAUAAAGCUUUUCGUCAUAGUAAUUCUAAAUCUGAAACAACUUUUGAGUCAUAUGACAAAAGCAGUAGUUGUGAUGAUAAGUUUUCGGACAUUGGAGAUUUUGGAAUUGAGGAUGACAUCUAUACUCCUAGAAAAGUUAAUAAGGAUCCUGCAUACAUGCAUAGUAAAAUAUGUAAAUCUGAUGAUGAGUACAACAAAUUUAAAGAAAAUGUUGUUCAUUGGUUGGAAGAGUCUAAAGUCAGAAGAAAUUUAAAAGGAAUUGAUUUGUAUAUGACGUGGAAAACAAGAGGUAACAGUAAUGAUUGUGGGAUUUUUUUGAUGCGUCAUAUGGAAACUUAUAAGGGAGGUGCUUUAGCUCAAUGGACAUGUGGGUUUAAAAUGGAAACUGUUGAGCAGAUUUAUCAACUUAGAAAGCUUCGAAGAAGAUAUUGUUUGAAAAUUCUGUUGAGUGAAGUGAAUAUAAUGAAACAUGAAGUUGAGCAACUUAUUGAUGAGUAUCAAAAGCUUUCUACAAAUGAUAGGUGUGUAUUGUAUGAUGAAGGUAUUAUCAAUAUAGGAGCUCGGUUAGCUGCAUUUGGUCCAUGA